Bombina bombina (fire-bellied toad) is the source of this 3990-nucleotide messenger RNA. It is a transcript of the gene ACOT11, whose product is annotated as acyl-CoA thioesterase 11. Gene Ontology annotation, cellular component: extracellular exosome. Lineage: Eukaryota; Metazoa; Chordata; Amphibia; Anura; Bombinatoridae. The transcript has 16 exons. Bases 166 to 1887 code for a protein of 573 amino acids. The record is from RefSeq and is a predicted model, not a curated record. Gene Ontology annotation, molecular function: thiolester hydrolase activity; lipid binding.
CCCGCCUGCUCUGCCUGACUCAGGAAGUCUAGUGGAAGAUGCGGGGGAGGGACAGCUAGGACAGGCUAAAAGCGACAUCCCAGGGGACAGCUCGGUCCUGCAGCAGGUGACACUGGCCGGAGUGACAAGCUGAGGAUCCUCAUAAACAAAUCCCCUCACUCCAUCAUGGAAAACGACACUGUACAAUUGCGCAAUCCCACCGAGGUUCGUAUGAGCCAGAUGGUUCUGCCCUGUCAUGCCAAUCACCGUGGUCAGCUCAGUACUGGGCAACUGCUGAAAUGGAUCGACACUGCAGCUUGCUUGUCAGCGGAGAGGCACGCUGGCUGUCCUUGUGUCACGGCUUCAAUGGAUGACAUAUAUUUUGAGCACACUAUCAGUGUGGGGCAAGUUGUCAACCUAAAAACAAAAGUGAAUCGUGCAUUUAACUCCAGCAUGGAGGUUGGGAUCCAGGUGACUUCAGAGGAUUUGUGCAGCGGAAAUGAAUGGGAUGUCUGUGAGGCGUACGCAACAUUUGUAGCUCAAGCACAAGAAGGUAGAAAGGUAAAGCUCAAGCCCCUAAUUCCGCGCACUGAGGAAGAGCACUUGGAGCACAGCAUUGCGGCAGAAAGACGAAGAAUGAGACUCAUCCACACGGACAUCAUCAAAGAUCUGCUGAGCCGGAGCUCCCUACAGGACGAGCGGAGCCAUGACCGAGGGGAGAAACGGGAAGUCCUGGCACAGAAGACGCGUGUAGAGAGUGUAGAGUUGGUGCUGCCCCCACAUGCCAACCAUCAGGGGAACACUUUUGGUGGUCAAAUCAUGGCCUGGAUGGAGAAUGUAGCCACAAUAGCUGCCAGCCGUCUAUGUCACAUGCACCCCACCCUAAAGACCAUUGAGAUGUUUCAUUUCCGGGGACCUUCUCAAGUUGGGGACCGACUGAUUCUUAAAGCCAUUGUGAACAACGCAUUUAAGGACAGUAUGGAGGUGGGGGUCUGUGUGGAAGCGUUCUGUCAUGAGGUGGAGGUCCCUAGGAGACAUAUAAACAGUGCUUUCAUGACCUUCAUGGUUCUAGAUGAAAAUAACCACCCGCGAAUUCUACCACGCAUCAAACCAGAACCAGGGGAUGGAGAGAGACGCUACAAAGAAGCAAAUGCUCGAAGAAAGAUCCGCUUGGACCGCAAAUAUGUCACCUCCUGCAAGCAGUCCGAGGUGCCACUGUCUGUCCCGUGGGAUCCAAGUAACCAGGUAUAUCUUAGUUACAAUAACGUUUCUGCACUGAAGAUGUUAAUGUCUAAAAACAACUGGACUUUGGCUUCUGAGAUAGAAAAGGUUCGAUUAUACACUCUGGAGGACAAUCACUUUCUGUCCUUCAAGGUAGAAAUGACUGUGUCUAUUGAAGCCAGGAAAGCCUUCAUCCUGCUUUCUGACCUGAGGCGAAGGAGCCAGUGGGAUUCCUAUUACCAGAAAUGUGAACUGGUCCAGCAAGUUGAUGCAGAUGAUGCAAUUUAUCACGUAAUAAGCACAGUACGGACAGCUGAGAAUCGUCUGCAGGACUUUAUCAUCCUGGCUUCCCGGAGGCUGCCCUGUGACAUGGGGGACCCUCAUGUUGUUGCAUUUCGGUCGGUUACUCUCCCUUCUCAUCCCCCAAGCCCCGACUAUGUGCGUGCAGAAACCCUGUGUGCUGGCUUCGGUAUCUGGGCAGAGGAUGAGCACAGAACUAAGAUUUCCUAUUAUAACCAGUUUACUCCAGGCCUUGUGUCAUACAUAACAACCAAUAUUGCUGGACUCUCUUCAGACUUUUACACAACCUUUCAAGGCUGCGAGAGAUUCCUCAUGGAGAACAAAUCUGACAUUGCGUGUGAGAUAGAGACACUAAGCCUGUGGUCGCCAGAGGAGUCCAACUUCUGACGGGAAUCACCGUCUAAUAAGAAGUGCUUUAAUUUGGAUAAAGUGUGUGCAAUAUAUAGUUUAGGACAUACAAUACACAGUAUGCGCAUUGUGUGAUGCUUAUGUCACUCACAGGGAAACUAGGACACAAAUAAUGGGUGUUUAUGUCAGAUCAUCUGUUACUUCUUGAGUAAAGAUGAGUAAAGGUGGUGGAUUAUACUACUCAGCUAUUUAACACAUUCAGAAUUGUUGCUCGUGAAAUAAAUACUCAUAAUUUCUACUCUGAUAAUAAUAUGAGGCGCUAAUUCAGAAGUUCUAGAUUUCAGAAUAAGCACUCUAAAUAUCCACUUUUUAGUAAAAACUGGGAUGCAGGAUGUCACUGAAAGACAAGUUUUGUCUCAAGCAUGUUAGGUUCUUCAGGUUUGUGGUGUUGGGCUUGGCUCCCUCCACCAUGUGGAGCGUAAAAGGAAACUCUUAAUUGUAAAGAGGAACAUUCUCUUUUCUUAAACAAUGGAUUACCUGUGUCUGAUAACCUUGCUAUUGCUGUAACCUGCAUCAUUUUUUAUUAGAAAGGGGCCCCCAAAAGGGCUUAGAUACAUUUUAAAAAGUGGCCCCCCACCAUGACCCUAUACAUUAUUAAGAUUUAUCAGAAGGCCAGUAAUAUUUAAUUUGUAUGUAUUUUUUUGUAUCAGCAUUAAGGUUUUGUAAGAGGAAAUUACUAUAUUAAUAACAAUGGCAACAUCUAAGACUGGGUAACAUUAUAUAGCAACAUUAUAUACAGGGAUGUAAAAGUAUCACUGUAAUUUAUUAGUCAGGGGAAAAACUUACUAGUCCAGAUUCCCUAUAAACUUACUAGUCCAUAGGAAGAAAGCAUACUAGUCUAUAGGGAGAAAAUAACUUACUAGUCUAGAGAGAAAAACCGUACUAGUCUAGAGAGAGGAACCGUACUAGUCUAGAGAGAGGAACCGUACUAGUCUAGAGAGAGGAACCGUACUAGUCUAGAGAGAGGAACCCGUACUAGUCUAGAGAGAGGAACCGUACUAGUCUAUAGGGAGAAAAUAACUUACUAGUCUAGAGAGAGAAACCGUACUAGUCUAGAGAGAGGAACCGUACUAGUCUAUAGGGAGAAAAUGACUUACUAGUCUAGAGAGAGAAACCGUACUAAUCUAGAGAGAGAGAAACCGUACGAGUCUAGAGAGAGAAACCGUACGAGUCUAGAGAGAGAAACUGUACGAGUCUAGAGAGAGAAACCGUACGAGUCUAGAGAGAGAAACCGUACGAGUCUAGAGAGAGAAACCGUACGAGUCUAGAGAGAGAAACCGUACGAGUCUAGAGAGAGAAACCGUACGAGUCUAGAGAGAGGAACCGUACUAGUCUAGAGAGAGAAACCGUACUAGUCUAUAGGGAGAAAAUACCGUACUAGUCUAGAGAGAGAAACCAUACUAGUCUAGAGAGAGGAACCAUACUAGUCUAUAGGGAGAAAAUAACUUACGAGUCUAGAGAGAGAAACCGUACGAGUCUAGAGAGAGAAACCGUACUAGUCUAGAGAGAAACCGUACUAGUCUAGAGAGAAACCGUACUAGUCUAGAGAGAGAAACCGUACUAGUCUAGAGAGAGGAACCGUACUAGUCUAGAGAGAGGAACCGUACUAGUCUAGAGAGAGGAACCGUACUAGUCUAGAGAGAGGAACCGUACUAGUCUAUAGGGAGAAAAUAACAUACUAGUCUAGAGAGAGAAAACGUACUAGUCUAGAGAGAGAAAACGUACUAGUCUAGAGAGAGAAAACGUACUAGUCUAGAGAGAGAAAACGUACUAGUCUAGAGAGAGAAAACGUACUAGUCUAGAGAGAGGAACCGUACUAGUCUAUAGGGAGAAAAUACCGUACUAGUCUAGAGAGAGAAACCGUACUAGUCUAGAGAGAGGAACCGUACUAGUCUAUAGGGAGAAAAUAACUUACUAGUCUAGAGAGAGAAACCGUACGAGUCUAGAGAGAGAGAAACCGUACUAGUCUAGAGAGAGAAACCGUACUAGUCUAGAGAGAGAAACCGUACUAGUCUAGAGAGAGAAACCGUACUAGUCUAGAGAGAGGAACCAUACUAGUCUAGAGAGAGGAACCGUACUAGU